AUGUUGCUGAAAGCGCAGAUUGUGAAUUUCGGACAACCGGGGAAGGGUAAUUGGGAACCUGGGAAGUCGUCCUCUGUGAGAAGUUUAGAACGAUCACUGGUCUUAGUUCAGUUGCUGGUCCCCACGUUGACUACAUUACAUGAUCUGUACUCUCAACUCGAUCCACCAAUACAAUCUCUGGAUUCUGCAAUUGCCACGUUCACUGAGACCCAGCUUCGACCGUGCGUGGAGUCUUUCCGUGAGCUUUGUAGAUCACAUUCGUCAACGAUUUUCUCGUCUUUGAGAGCCGCUCAACUGGAUCGGAUGGCGAACUUUCGAGAAAUUCCGGAAGAAAAGCUGCGGAUCGCCACUUUAUACUACACGUCGAUGUUGUAUACUCUAGGGAUUCCUCGCCUCAAGGCUGCAGGCAUGUUUGUUGAAGUUUUUUUUGACAAUUUUGAAAGCCAUACAAAAGACGAACUACUUUUUCAGGGUUUCCGCUUCGAGCUUCAGUGCAAGUUGCCAUUCUCGAUGACCGAUCCGGUGAGAAAUCUGCUUGAGUUGGUAUACCUGACAGUCGAUCAGUUGGUGGCCGAUUGCCUAUUUGCUGCCGAACCGUCAACGAAUGCCAUUCUCGUCACGAACAACCUUUUCCCGUUCAACUGUGACAGCUUGGCUCAUGCCGUCAUAUUCAAGCAGUUCGACGUGCAGAUCGUUAGCGAGGAGACCGCACAGGCUGUUCAGAUCCAAAUGAACAAAGUCCGUGAAGGGUCGUUCUCACCGCACAUACCGGGCAGCUUUCCGUCGGCAGCAUUGCUAGCCAUGAAACCAACUAGUGGUGUUAAGCGAAAUAAUGCCACAGCUAAUGCUGAAGGCGGCAAUACGGCCCAUAAGAAAUCGGAUGUGAACAGUAAAGAAUCGGUGAUGUUGAUGCCAUCGUUCAGCGAUAAGCUCAACAGUUGGCAGGCUACCUAUCCGCAUCUGCUUUGCACAACGAGGCAAAAGGAUACCGUACUUCUUGAUAAUCGAGCAGGACAAGUGGGGAAACGGCCAGUGUUCUAUUUCUACAUUCGUGCCACAACCUUUUCGCCUUCAGGAGGUCUCUCUUAUGUACGAUCGCUUUCACUGCCGUUCACUAUCGCUACGCGACGAAAUCAGGUC
Molecule: messenger RNA, 1140 nt
Organism: Ostertagia ostertagi
Lineage: Eukaryota; Metazoa; Nematoda; Chromadorea; Rhabditida; Trichostrongylidae
Source: the annotation of a GenBank genome assembly